This is a messenger RNA of Miscanthus lutarioriparius, 954 nucleotides long. The record is from the annotation of a GenBank genome assembly. Lineage: Eukaryota; Viridiplantae; Streptophyta; Magnoliopsida; Poales; Poaceae.
AUGGCCGCGCCAGACCCGCCGCCGCGGCCAGGGAAACCCCCGCUGCCGUGGCGCGCGCGGCUGCUUGUGGGCGCCGCGUCCGCGCUGCACGCCGCCUCGCUCCGCCGAGAUGGCACCGUCAACCGCUUCCUGCUCUCCCUCUUCGACCGCGCCGCGCCGCCCACCCCGACGGCCCCCUUCGGCGGCGUGGCAUCCACGGACCACGCCAUCACCGACCACCUGCGCGCCCGCCUCUUCGUCCCGGAGAUCCCCUGCGGCGGCGGCAAAGGGCUCCCGGUGGUCGUGUACUUCCACGGCGGCGGCUUCGUCUUCCACUCCGCGGCGUCGGCGCAGAUCGACAAGCUGUGCCGCCGCCUGGCGUCGGCCAUCCCAGCCGUCAUCGCCUCCGUCGACUACCGCCUCGCGCCCGAGCACCGCUUCCCGGCACCCUACGACGACGGCGAGGCGGCCCUCCGGUGGGUCCUCGCCGGCGCGGGCGGCGCGCUGCCGUCUCCCGCCGCCGUCUUCGUGGCCGGGGACAGCGCAGGCGGCAACGUCGCCCACCACGUCGCCGCGCGCCUCCCCGACGCCGUCGCGGGCCUGGUCGCCGUGCAGCCCUUCUUCGGCGGCGAGGCGCCGACGGAGUCGGAGCUGCGGCUCUCCGCGACGCCCCGUUCGGGAGCCCCGAGCGGCUGGCGCGACGCGGGCGCGGACCGGUGGCGGGCGUUCCCGCCCACGCUGGUGUGCGUCGGUGGGUGGGACGUGCACCAGGACAGGCAGAGGGCGUACGCGGACGCGCUCCGUGCCGCGGGCGCCGAGGAGGUCACCGUGGCGGAGUACCCGGACGCCAUCCACGCGUUCUACAUUUUGGACGACCUCGCGAACAGCAAGAAAUUUGUGGGCGACGUCGCGGAGUUCGUGAACCGGCACGCACAGCAGCGGAAGAAACGCGCGCUAGACCAUGCGAAGGACUAG